GCCGGUGGACAUAAAACCGCGGUGCUCUGACUGACGCGGUGGGUGCAGUCUGUGUGCCUGGCGUCUGAUCCUCCCAAGAAACAUCCACAUCCACUUUUACCCUACCCGCGAGCACAGAGCGGCAGAUACGCCGAUUUUUCGGCGACUUUCACCUCUGAGGAGCUGCAUGUCUAAUCUUUAGAUAUGUUCAGAUUAGUGGAUUCACGGACUCUCCUGCUACUUGUAGCAUCACAUUGUAUUUUGGUAUCCCUUGUCAGAUGCCAACAAGAAGAAGAACAGGACAUGUUAGGCGGCUGCAUCCAAGAUGGCCAGCAGUAUGCAGACCGUGACGUAUGGAAGUCGGAAGCGUGCCGCGUCUGCGUGUGCGACUCGGGGGCAGUACUGUGUGACGAGGUCAUCUGUGAGGACCUGAGAGACUGUGCCAAUCCCAUCAUUCCACCUGGAGAGUGCUGUCCCAUCUGCCCAGCUGAUACUGACGAACCUAUUGGGUCGAUUGGUGCAAAGGGACAAAAAGGAGAACCAGGUGAUAUUGCUGAUGUUGUAGGACCAAGAGGACCCGCUGGCCCAAUGGGACCCCCAGGAGAGCAGGGACCACGUGGCGAGAGAGGAGAUAAGGGUGAGAAGGGAAAUCUUGGCCCAAGAGGAAGAGAUGGUGAGCCUGGUACACCUGGUAACCCUGGACCCCCUGGUCCAGCUGGACCACCAGGACCAAAUGGACUUGGAGGAAACUUUGCUGCUCAGAUGGCUGGUGGUUUUGAUGAGAAGGCAGGAGGUGCUCAGAUUGGUGUGAUGCAGGGACCAAUGGGUCCAAUGGGUCCCCGUGGUCCUCCCGGCCCCUCUGGAGCUCCUGGCCCACAAGGUUUCCAAGGCAACCCUGGAGAGACUGGUGAACCCGGCCCUGCUGGUGCCCUUGGACCCCGUGGCCCACCAGGGCCUCCUGGAAAACCCGGAAGUGAUGGUGAGGCUGGAAAGCCUGGUAAGGCUGGUGAACGUGGAGGCCCAGGCCCUCAAGGAGCUCGUGGAUUUCCUGGAACCCCUGGCCUUCCUGGCAUCAAGGGACACAGAGGACACCCAGGUAUUGAUGGAGCUAAAGGAGAGAGCGGUGCUGCAGGUGCUAAGGGUGAAUCAGGUUCUUCUGGUGAGAAUGGUGCCCCUGGACCAAUGGGUCCACGUGGUCUGCCUGGUGAGAGAGGUCGUCCUGGAGCACCUGGUUCUGCUGGUGCUCGUGGUAAUGAUGGUCUGCCCGGUCCUGCUGGUCCUCCUGGCCCUGUUGGUCCUGCCGGUGCUCCAGGUUUCCCAGGAUCCCCUGGUGCUAAGGGAGAAGCUGGUCCUACUGGUGCUCGCGGACCUGAGGGUGCACAAGGACCCCGUGGAGAGGGUGGUACACCUGGAUCACCUGGGCCCUCUGGAGCUUCUGGUAAUCCUGGUACUGAUGGUAUUCCUGGAGCCAAAGGAUCUGCUGGUGGUCCUGGUAUUGCUGGUGCCCCAGGUUUCCCAGGACCCCGUGGCCCACCAGGACCUCAGGGAGCUACUGGACCUCUUGGACCUAAAGGCCAGUCUGGAGACCCCGGUAUCCCAGGAUUUAAAGGAGAGGCUGGACCCAAGGGAGAGCGUGGUGUUGUAGGACCUCAGGGUGCCCCUGGGCCCUCUGGAGAGGAAGGCAAGAGGGGACCAAGAGGAGAACCUGGUUCUGCUGGACCUUUGGGACCUCCUGGAGAGAGAGGAUCUCCAGGUAACCGUGGAUUUCCUGGUCAGGAUGGUCUAGCUGGAGCAAAGGGUGCACCUGGUGAUCGUGGUGUUCCAGGUGUGACUGGACCAAAAGGAUCAACUGGAGAUCCUGGCCGCACUGGGGAGUCUGGUCUGCCUGGGGCCAGGGGUCUCACUGGUCGCCCCGGUGAUGCUGGACCCCAAGGAAAAGUUGGAGCAUCUGGCGCCUCUGGUGAUGAUGGUCGUCCUGGUCCUCCUGGCCCUCUGGGAGCUCGUGGUCAGCCUGGUGUCAUGGGAUUCCCCGGUCCCAAGGGAGCCAAUGGUGAACCUGGAAAAACUGGAGAGAAAGGACUUGUUGGACGCCCCGGUCUUAGGGGUUUGCCUGGGAAAGAUGGAGAGACUGGACCUACUGGCCCAUCUGGCCCUCCUGGUGUUGCUGGUGAGAGAGGAGAGCAGGGUCAGCCUGGUCCUUCUGGCUUCCAGGGUCUACCUGGACCAACUGGUGCCCCCGGAGAGCCUGGUAAACCAGGUGACCAGGGUGUUCCUGGAGAGGGUGGUGCUGCGGGUCUCACUGGACCGAGAGGUGAACGUGGUUUCCCUGGAGAGAGAGGAGGUUCUGGCCCUCAGGGUCUCCAGGGACCCAGGGGUCUUCCAGGAACUCCCGGAACUGAUGGACCCAAAGGUGCAAUUGGACCAGCAGGAGUUGUUGGAGCUCUGGGCCCUCCCGGUCUGCAGGGAAUGCCUGGCGAGAGAGGAGCUUCUGGAAUCGCUGGACCUAAAGGUGACAGAGGUGACAGUGGAGAGAAAGGACCUGAAGGUGCUCCUGGCAAAGAUGGUUCAAGAGGUUUAACUGGUCCGAUUGGUCCACCUGGUCCUUCUGGCCCCAAUGGCGCAAAGGGUGAAACUGGUGCAAUUGGACCAAAUGGUGCUACUGGUACUCGUGGUGCCCCAGGUGAUCGUGGUGAGGUUGGUCCACCUGGACCUGCUGGCUUUGCUGGACCUCCUGGUUCUGAUGGCCAGCCUGGAAUUAAGGGAGAACAGGGUGAGUCAGGACAGAAGGGUGAUUCUGGAGCCCCUGGACCUCAGGGACCAUCCGGAGCACCCGGCCCAGUGGGCCCAACUGGUGUUACAGGAACUAAGGGAGCACGCGGAGCCCAAGGAGCCCCUGGGUCCACUGGUUUCCCAGGUGCUGCAGGAAGAGUUGGACCACCUGGCCCCAAUGGUAAUCCUGGUUCUGCUGGCCCUGCAGGUCCUGCAGGUAAAGAUGGUCCCAAGGGAGUUCGUGGUGAUGCUGGUCCUCCAGGAAGACCAGGAGAUGCUGGACUGCGUGGACUUUCUGGUGCCCCUGGAGAGAAGGGAGAGGCUGGAGCAGAUGGUCCUCCUGGUCCUAUUGGUCCUUCCGGUCCUGCUGGACUCGGUGGUCAGCGUGGUAUUGUUGGUUUGCCUGGUCAGCGUGGUGAAAGAGGUUUCUCAGGUCUUCCAGGACCCUCUGGUGAGCCUGGCAAACAGGGAGCUCCUGGUGGUUCUGGUGACCGUGGAGCUCCUGGCCCUGUUGGACCUCCUGGAUUAACUGGACCUGCUGGAGAGCCUGGACGUGAGGGUAGUGCUGGUUCUGAUGGUCCACCUGGUAGAGAUGGUGCUCCUGGUGUGAAGGGUGAGCGUGGUAAUACUGGCCCUAUUGGAUCUCCUGGAUCUCCUGGUGCCCCAGGUGCUCCAGGUUCCGUUGGCCCAAUUGGCAAACAGGGAGACAGAGGAGAGAAUGGUCCACAAGGACCAUCUGGACCCCCUGGAGCUGCUGGAGCUAGAGGCAUGGUUGGACCCCAAGGACCUCGUGGUGAUAAGGGUGAGUCUGGAGAAACUGGAGAAAGAGGACUGAAGGGACACAGAGGAUUCACCGGUCUGCAGGGUCUGCCUGGACCUCCUGGUUCUCCUGGAGACCAGGGUGCUGCUGGACCUGCUGGACCAAGUGGAGCUAAGGGACCUUCUGGGCCUGUUGGACCAGCUGGUAAAGAUGGAUCUAAUGGUCAGCCUGGACCCAUUGGACCACCUGGGCCUCGUGGACGUUCUGGAGAGAGUGGCCCAUCUGGUCCACCUGGUAACCCUGGACCCCCUGGUCCUCCUGGUCCCCCAGGCCCUGGCAUUGACAUGUCUGCCUUUGCUGGGUUGUCUCAGCCCGAGAAGGGACCUGAUCCUCUGCGUUACAUGCGUGCUGAUGAGGCCUCCAGCUCUCUCAGACAACAUGAUGUGGAAGUGGAUGCUACACUGAAGUCAAUCAACAGCCAGAUCGAGGACAUCCGCAGCCCUGAUGGCUCCCGGAAGAACCCUGCAAGAUCCUGCCAAGACCUGCAACUCUGCCACCCAGAAUGGAAGAGCGGUGACUACUGGGUAGAUCCUAACCUUGGCAGCAGUGCUGAUGCCAUCAAAGUCUUCUGCAACAUGGAGACUGGAGAGACCUGUGUGAAGCCCAGCACUCCCAAAAUCCCACGCAAGAACUGGUGGAGCAGCAAGAGCAAGACACAAAAGCAUGUGUGGUUCGGAGAGAGCAUGAAUGGUGGAUUCCACUUCAGCUAUUCUGAAAAUGGCCAGACUGCUAGUUCUACCACCAUCCAGAUGAACUUCCUGAGACUGCUUUCUACUGAGGCCUCUCAGACCGUCACCUACCACUGCAAGAAUAGCGUGGCUUACAUGGAUCAAGCCACAGGAAACCUGAAGAAGGCCCUUCUGCUGCAGGGCUCCAAUGAUGUGGAGAUCAGAGCAGAGGGCAACAGCCGCUUUACAUACGGCGUCCUGGAGGAUGGCUGCAAGAAGCACACAGGUCAGUGGGCCAAGACUGUGAUUGAGUACAAAACUCAGAAGACAUCCAGGCUGCCCAUUGUGGACAUUGCUCCCAUGGACAUCGGAGGAGCAGAUCAGGAGUUUGGAGUGGACAUUGGUGCAGUCUGCUUCUUGUAAAAAAAUAAAACAUAUGUGGAUUAAAUAAGACAUGGAAAAAUACCAAUGAUGAGCAAUAACCGUGAAGAUGCAAUACACACUCCAAAUAAUGAAAUACGGAAGAAAAGAAAUUUUAAAAUUGACGAAAGCUUUUUUUUCUCUAAAACACAAAAAGUCAUGCUGUCCACGUUUAGUGCACAGGAAACCAGCACUAAACGGGAUCAUCCCAACUAGUCUCUCCCUCUGAAAUCCAGCCAUGUUUCCCAAAAACCCUCAGAGCAGUGCCUCCUCCUGAUGGGAUCCAAGAGGGGGACGGAACGAGUGCGUACAACCAAAUGAGCAAGAUAUUAAAUGAAAGACAGAAACAUGGCUUGAUGUCAUCACAUCCUGCGGGGGUGGGUGGGUGAUGCUGUAGGGCGUUGGCUGGAUACCACAGUAGUCCCUCCCACUAAAGAAAGAAGGCCACGCCCAGUCCCACUUUACCCCUCCCUCUUGAGUGUGACUCAAAAGAAAAUAUCACAUUAUGCAAGAUUUUGUGAAAUGUUAAGCCAGAGGAGGGAAUAAGUUAAUAUUUACUAUGUAUAAUAACAAGAAAUCAUGAUUCAGUUGUUGUAAAAGUGGUGCAGCCAGAUCUAUAUAUUUUCACAAUUAUGUGUUUGUUUGUGUGUGUGUGUGAGCAUGUGCCUAUGCACACCAACAAUAUUUUAGGGGAAGUGCAGUUCCAUUUUGUUUUUUUCCCUUUUUUGUGUACAUCAACAUUUUUCCCUUGAUUGCCCAUAAAAGGAAGUUUUGGUCCCUUAACAGAAAAGCAAAAACUAAAUAUCAAAUAAAUAUGGAAACAAUUUCUAUUAUUGUUUAUUUGCAUGAUCUUCAUUUGUCAAGAAAAGCUACCUCACACAGGAAAAACGGUUAAAAUCUGGAUGUGAACAGAAGCAGCCUGGGGGUCAGGACAACACCCCGUCGUGGCUCGGUCCAUCUUCAGAAGGUGCUAUUAGUUUUGAGCUAUCAGUCAGUAUUCCCAGAAUUUCCAGACCAUCCCUCUCCCCAACUAGCCUCAUUCAACACACACCGCCUGCUCAGAGGAUGCGGAACCAAUGGACAGAGGGACUCCUUUGGGAAUGCUGAAAUUUGGCUCCCAAAGCUUCACCGCAGCACUGAGCAGGAUGUGUGUGUGCGUGAGGGUGUGUAUAUUUUUGUUAUAAUUAAUAUUAUUAUGGUCAUGAUCUUUUGUUUUUGGUUUGUUUGUUUGUCCUCUCUUUUUGGUUCUGGUUUUGUUACGAUUUUAAUUAAUGUAAAUUGAAAAUAAAAGAAAAAACAAGGAAUUAUG
Molecule: messenger RNA, 5965 nt
Organism: Xyrauchen texanus (razorback sucker)
Lineage: Eukaryota; Metazoa; Chordata; Actinopteri; Cypriniformes; Catostomidae
Gene: col2a1a
Product: collagen, type II, alpha 1a
Exons: 54
Coding region: 184-4659 (1491 amino acids)
Cellular component (GO): collagen type II trimer
Molecular function (GO): extracellular matrix structural constituent; protein binding
Source: RefSeq, a predicted model, not a curated record